Molecule: messenger RNA, 408 nt
Organism: Grosmannia clavigera kw1407
Lineage: Eukaryota; Fungi; Ascomycota; Sordariomycetes; Ophiostomatales; Ophiostomataceae
Product: duf1754 domain containing protein
Exons: 2
Coding region: 1-408 (135 amino acids)
Cellular component (GO): nucleolus
Source: RefSeq, a predicted model, not a curated record
AUGCCGUCGGACGAGUACGCGUCGGCCGGUGCAGGAGGCGCGCUCCGGCUCAAGGGCGCCAAGGUGGAGAAACACAAGAAGAAGCACAAGCACAAGAAGAAGAAGCUAGAGGCGGCGCUCGAGAAGGGCCUGAUGGAUGACAGAGCCGACAAAGCCGACGCGGACAAGGACCGCGACGAGCCAGCAGACCAGACCGAAGACCCGUUUGCACACAUGACACCAACCGAGAGGCGCUUUGCCGAGGCCCAGGAGAGAAAGUUUCAAGACCUUCUGCUCGCCUCGCCCGAAGAGGCGCGGGCCAGCCAUCCGGAGCUGUUCAAGAGCCACAAGGAACGGCUGGCCGAUCUGAACGCAUACCUGUCGCGCAUGAGCGAGCACCAUGACAUGCCCAAGAUCGGACCGGGCUAA